Zygotorulaspora mrakii is the source of this 657-nucleotide messenger RNA. RefSeq lists its product as uncharacterized. Gene Ontology annotation, cellular component: nucleus; RNA polymerase I upstream activating factor complex. The transcript has a single exon. Lineage: Eukaryota; Fungi; Ascomycota; Saccharomycetes; Saccharomycetales; Saccharomycetaceae. Gene Ontology annotation, biological process: nucleolar large rRNA transcription by RNA polymerase I; transcription initiation at RNA polymerase I promoter. The coding region runs from base 1 to 657 and encodes 218 amino acids. The record is from RefSeq and is a predicted model, not a curated record. Gene Ontology annotation, molecular function: RNA polymerase I cis-regulatory region sequence-specific DNA binding.
AUGGUUGAUUUGCAUACGUAUGUGCCAAUGAUAGAUGCUAUCUUGAGUGCUUCCAAUCCAGACGAAGUCACUCCAAAGAGGAUUAGAAAGGCGCUACAGGAACUAUUUGGUAUCAACCUGGACACGCAUAGGAAAGAGGUUAAUCAAUUAAUUAUUCAGCGGUUCGAGGAAAGCAAGCAAAGGCCUAGAUACCUGAUCACCAAGGAGGAGCUUCGCAGGAAAGAUGAAGCUUUAGCUUCCAAAUUGCAGACCGCUGCCAAGAGAGCCAAGAGUUCAAAGAGCUCUUCAGUAAAAAAGAAGAAGAAGCGAAGCAAUAAUGACGCAAAUAGCAACCCAAACGCUCUAAAUUUACGCAAAGUUAUGAUAUCUGAGCCAUUGAGUGGAUUCUUGGGGGAAACAUCACUACCCCGUACUCAGAUUGUAAAACUGGUUUGGGAUUAUAUCAAAGACCACAAUUUACAGAAUCCCGAUGAUCGUAGAGAAAUUCUAUGCGAUGACAGAAUGAAACCAAUCUUUGGCGAAAAGAUGACCAUGUUCACUUUGAAUAAAAUUCUCUCGAAAUAUCUGUCUAAUUCUGAGGAAAUUGGUGUGAAAAAAUCGCCGUCUUCUCCGGAAGAUAAAUUAAAUUUUCCAGAGGCUAGUGAAGCGACUGAGUAG